AUGCAGUUGAAUCCCCUUCUUCAAUUUUGGGGCUUUAAUUGGUUCCCUGCAGUUUUACUGCUGGUCCCGAUAACCGGCGGACAUAAUGUUUCGGACAAAGGAGCUAACACGGACGUUUUCUGUGCCAGAAGACUAGUUGGCUUUCGGGCUAAGCCCGCUCCAAAGGGCGUGGGAGAGCCUAAGACUUGGGCCAGUCCCCGGGUCCCCAGGCCAGGGCUUAGUAUAGUAGGGAGGCACCUGACAGAUGCCAAAGGUCUUCGGCUCCAUGACUUGUUUAAUACGGGAGCAUUUGUUUUUUUUCCCCCCUUUUGUCACAGGCAGUAUAUCGCCAGGACUGGGAAGAUCCAUUAUGUUGAAACCGGCGGACAGGAAGAUCUACUAUUUUAUGCAUAUGAGAAACCAGUCAUUCUUAAGCAUCCGUGUCGCUACCAGAUUGCUUUGUUUUUAGGAAAGACAGUUUUUUUAACUACAGAUACUUUUGAAAGUAGCCUAAAGCCACUCUUUGCUCCUAAACACUUACAGGGAAGGUUUGUUUUUGCAAAUUUCCCAGAGCAAGAAAAUUGGGGGCUGCCUUUUCCCAUGGAUGACUCUUAUAAAAUCAUAAAUCUUCCAGGUUUAAAAGGCUUUUUGAUUUUCUGGAAUGACAAUAAUAUACAGUUUUCACAUAACAGUGGUCAGCUUGUUGGAAGUAUUGCUGUUAAAAAGAAUAUGCAGUUUUUGCAUAAUUCCAUUGCACAGAUGAGAGUGAAGAUCUAUAAUGUUGCUUCCCAUGAUAAUGAAUUGGCAAUUUUAACUGAAAAUGGGAGAUUUUUUUAUGGCACUCUGGGAUUGCUAUCAACUUCUAUAUUUGAAGUUACGCCAGAAGAUAUUUCAAUAAAUAAUACAGCUUUGAUGUUUAGGAAUGUUGGAUUCAUUUUUGUGGUAACUCCAAUUCAAGAUCCAGUUUUUCAGGCCUAUGAUUUCCAUGUAUGUAUCAUUAACAUACAGAAGUUGCUCUAUCAAUCUGAGAUUGGCUUAAAAACUUGCAAGGCAGAAGUUUUGCAAGGAAAUUUCGAUAAAAAAAUGCAUAUCCUGGAUAUGGGUGAUACCCUGUACUUGUAUGGUGUGAUGGUACCCCAACCAACCCAAUCUCCGAUCCCAAUAAUAACCGUCAGUAAUCCCCAUUCUCUUGGAAUCAAACUAAAAAUGUAUGAAGAUGGCUAUACCUAUGAUGGAAACAUACAAUUUAAAAUAAACAUUACCCUGAUGCAGCAGUACCUCUCAGGCAAGGCUCAUGACAGCUUCAUUUCCAACAUAAAGGUACCCAGUUUAUCCACCAUCACUCUGGAUUUAAUUGACAGAGGACUGUCCUGUAUUGACUUACAACCUCCGACGGGUCUCAUUUCCAUCGGUUGUAAUUGGGCUAAAAGGAUCAUCGUCCGCAACUCUUUAAAUGCAUGUUCCAAAGACAUACUGACACCAGUGGAGCUGCAGCAGAAUUAUACCUACCUCCUUGAAAAGGAAACGUAUGACCCUUCUUUCAAUAGCCGAUCACGGAAUGACAUUCCAGACCAGAGUAUAAUGUAUGAUUAUGAGGAGCUGGGCUGUCCGCAGCUGGUCUAUUUCAACAAUCCAUGGAAACCAGUGAUCGAAUUGUGGGAAGGAUCACAGUUUGUGGAAGUUGUUACUACAGAAUUUGUCCUGAUUGAGAAAAAUGGAAUACAUACUUAUAACUACUCCGUAAAUGUUGGACAGGCUGCUUGCAAGUCACAAGCUCAGAACUGGACCACCGUCAUGGAUGCUUCUGCUACAAAAAAUUUUCAAGCGUGGACGAGAGAUAUUUAUGUCACCUGCCAUGAACUGAAUGCCAGUAUUCCAUUGUUAUGGCCUCACCUUGAAUAUCAGAUUCUUGGAGGCAGAACAGAUAAUAGUAUCAUUUUUCAUGAAAGAAAUGGAUUUUACAUUUUUUCUCUUACCAUCGUGGAUCCAUUUUACAGCUACUGUGACCUGACCACCUCAUUUGCUAUUUACGUCUACGGUGCUUUCCCCCAAAGGGUUCUACCUGACUAUCCACUCGCCUCACUCACGAUGUUCGGCAUGUUGUUUAUGCUCUGGCUUGGAUACGUCCUUCCAAAGCUGUCAUCAACGGAGAAGGGAAAAGUCAUCGUAGGCUUUUUCCAGCAAUUAUGGAGGCCAUCCGUCAAAAAGGAAAAAAGGAGGAAACCUGCCCAUCACUAA
Gracilinanus agilis (Agile Gracile Mouse Opossum) is the source of this 2217-nucleotide messenger RNA. RefSeq names its product cation channel sperm associated auxiliary subunit delta (gene CATSPERD). The transcript is spliced from 20 exons. The record is from RefSeq and is a predicted model, not a curated record. Lineage: Eukaryota; Metazoa; Chordata; Mammalia; Didelphimorphia; Didelphidae. Bases 1 to 2217 code for a protein of 738 amino acids. Gene Ontology annotation, biological process: flagellated sperm motility; sperm capacitation. Gene Ontology annotation, cellular component: sperm principal piece; CatSper complex.